GCUUCUUUACCUUGAACGUCUUCGAAGCUAACACUGUGUUGCUCAGCUACCUUACCUCAAUUAUGAGGCCUACAAAUAUCAAUCUUGCAUGGAUACCGUGAUACAAGAGGUCACAAGAUCGCGCCAAUCUGUUUCGACCAAACAGUCGCCCCUUGUCGACGUGAAUUUGUUACGAGCAUAUCUUCGUCCUUCUCACACAAAACAAACCUCCAACUUUCAUGUUCGGCGUACAUUGGACCAAUACAACUACACCUUUAGAGGAACUGACGCGCGAGAUAAAGAUCAAUUAGUGUAUCGCAACACCGGCCUGAACCACGAGCGACUUUUUAUGGUUGAAGAGCUCUUGCUCUGGAUACUCGAUGCAAAAACCAUCAUAACCUGUUUCCCCAACCGGUGGAGACAGGACGAAGAUCAAGAAUUCAUGAUUUUCGAUACUAUCCUCGCCGAUCUUAAUUCUUCUCAGAGAUUGCCAAUAUUGAAUAGCUGGCAGUUUGCGCUGUUCGUUAUGUCUCACUGCCUCUAUGCAGUGGAUCACGGCAAAGGAUUUGGGAAAGGGGCAUGAAAUUCAUGGACUUCUUCGAGAGAUCUAUUGAUAUUAUAGUAACUAGCCAACUCGAGUGUCUCUUUGACUAAGAACAGGGCUUUAGCUGUACUAGGCAACAGAGCAGAGACGGCUUCUC
Hyaloscypha bicolor E is the source of this 680-nucleotide messenger RNA. RefSeq lists its product as uncharacterized. NCBI's taxonomy places the organism in Eukaryota, Fungi, Ascomycota, Leotiomycetes, Helotiales, Hyaloscyphaceae. The record is from RefSeq and is a predicted model, not a curated record. Bases 89 to 562 code for a protein of 157 amino acids. The transcript has 2 exons.